Messenger RNA from Hydra vulgaris (swiftwater hydra), 5855 nucleotides. RefSeq lists its product as uncharacterized. The record is from RefSeq and is a predicted model, not a curated record. Lineage: Eukaryota; Metazoa; Cnidaria; Hydrozoa; Anthoathecata; Hydridae.
UGUAUGCGUUCCAUACUAAUACAAAUGGUUUUAAAAUAUAUAAUAUGGAUAUAUAAUUAAAAUCGGUGGGAAAUAAAUUAAUAAAAAAAAUAAACCAAUUGUUGUUUUUGUUUCUUUGCACUUGACAUGUUAACGUAGCAAUGAAGCUAGCUUACACGUGUUUAUGUUCCACGAUUUACACACUGUUGCUGCAAUAUUGCUUUGUACUUCUGCAUUUUCAAGUACAUGGGCUACCUUCAACUUCUAAAAACUAUGAGGGGUCUUCCUUUACAACUAUUGAUAACGAAACAAUCGAUGCAUCUGAAAUGGAAGACAAUCCGAUUGUAUCAAAAAUUAAUAAUAAAGUCGAAAAACUUGGAUACAAUAACGAAGAAACUGGAAAUAAUGUGGUAGAAAUUACUUCACUCAACAGCAAAGAUAUAAAAGUUGAUGAUGUCAAGUCAUCAAAUGAAAACAGUGAACAACCAGAUGAUAAUGCUUUGGAAAUUACUUUAGAGGCAGAUUCAGGAAACAACGAAAAGCUAAACCUAAAAAAUAUGCAGAUAGAAACAGCAUCAAACGAAAAUGUUAACGAUAAAAAAAAAGUUGAAGAAAAUGCAAAAAAAAAACAUGGAUUCAUUGGCGAUUUUGGUGUUGAUACAAUGGCGCACCCACCGUAUAUAUCUACAGAAGAUUUCCAAGAUAACUUUCACGAUGAGCAAACCUUGUCUCUUCCUAAUUUACCACUAAUGUUAGACUCAGAACCUAUUGUAUUUCCUCCAGAAGUUAAAAUCGAACCUCAUAUAGUUGAUCACAUACACCCUGUAAUUGUUCACCAUAUGCACCCUGUUAUACCAGUUGUAUCAUGCUGCUCUGCACAAGAAGCCCCAUCAAUCAAUGUUAGUCCUCCCGCUCCCGCUUUACCGCCGCCUCCUCCUCCACCCCCUCCACCACCGCCACCUCCAUGCACAGUCCACAUUCCUGUUACAAUACAUUUAAAAGGAAAAUUGGCUGUAACUUUAAAACACUGUCAAAAAUGCGACUUUUCAAAAAAUAUUGAAUCUAUCGGACCAUUGAAAAUCUUACCAAUCAAAGGGCCAACAAAAAUUUCAUUUCUUAAAAAAUCACUUGAAAAAGACGAAUACGAAGCUCCCGUUGAAGCCAAUGCAAUUAAAAGAAGAUUUACAGAAGUAGUUCCUUUUGAUGAUAUUUUGAACAAAAUAGACAACAUUGACUACGAUGUUUCUAACGAUAAUGUAAUUGCAACGAAAAAAGAUGUGACUAAGUUCGAUGAAAAAACAUUAGAUGAAAAGCAUGUUGUAAUUGAACGUCCAGUAUUUAUACCUGAAGCUUUUUUACCAACAAAAGCAUUUAAGCGUGGAGUGGUUAUAAGCUUACCUAAAGGAAAAGCUCUAUUAAAAUGCGUCGUUAAACCAAACAAAACCGUCUCUGAAAAUGUGGUUAAUAUUGAAGCAUAUGACAAUGCAACGCCUAUAAGUAGUUUAAACUCAGACAUUCAACAAGAUAAUUUGAGUCAUGCAAUAAAUCUCGAAAACUCUUUUUCAGACUCCAAUGAAAAUCUUCACUCUAACAAGCAUCAUAGCAGAAAAAAAGAAUUUAAUAGGUUUGCAUAUCAGUUUAUGAAAAUGUUUGAUAAAGACAUGAUGAUUUCGCUUUAUCGUAUGGCUGUGAAAGAUAUUUUAGGAGAGUUGCAUCAUCAAAAGAGUAUGCAACGUCGUACUUUAUUACAAGUUAAAGCGAAAGACAUUGAAAAAGAACUAUCUACUCUUGAAAAGGUAUAUCCAGGCAUUUCGAACUCUCUUAAGCAAAUAGAUAUACCGGUGAAUGAUGAUUUUAAUGGGAGAGUGAAGCGUAGUAUUAAAAAUUCAAACUUACCAAAACCUCAGAACAUUCAGGUAUCUAACAGUACUAGACGCGUAAAAUUAGUUGAUACUGAUCGGCCUGUUUUUGUUCAAAGGUUAUCAAAUAAAACAACUCAAAAUAAAGAUACUUCUUCGAAUGAAGAAAGCUUUACAUUUUAUGGUGAUUUUGAUCCCUCUAAACUAAUAGACGACUCAGGAGGUACAACAAAUUGUAUUGAUAUAACUUGUGAAAAACAAAAGCUAUACAUUCAACACGCGGGACAAUAUUUUGAAAGUUUAGAUAAACUUGCUUUAGAACCCUACAAAAAGUUUAUGAAAUACAAAGACGACUCAUUUGUAAGCAAAUAUGAUGUAUCGCCAGGUAAAGAAGAAAAAUUUCACUCAUUUCAAGACGAUAGCUAUAAUUAUAUCAACUUGAAAAGAAAUAAAGUCAAUAAAGUAAUCAGCAGACGCAAUGACAUUGGUUCGUCAAAUAAAAAUGACGACGAAGUUGAAACUGUUACUGAUGUUAGUAACCCAAGUACAAUAGUUGAAUUAUUUGGAAAGCUCCCUCGAGUUCCACUUAAAAUAACUUUGAAUCCGAAAGGGCCUUUAGCUAAGCUAAAAAAACCUAUUGAGAUUGAUUUAAAACCACCAGAUAAAGGAGUUCCGAAUGCACGUACGAUUGCAACUACCAAUGAUCCGACUGUUGCAGUGCACAUAGUAAAUAAAAUUUUCAAAGAAGAGUCGUUUGAUCCAAAAAAAGAAGAAAAACUUCAAUCAGCAUAUGCUGACAUUAAAAAAAAAAGCAGCAUCAUAAAAGGUUACUUGCACAUGAAUGUAACACCGGAGUUAGUAGAGUACCAGAAAGCAAGUAAAAAAAUGAAAAUUAUUGUAAAUUUACCAAAAGAACUUUCUAGGCUUUAUCGUGAGUCUGUUCGUCUAAAUGGAAUUAAUAACAAACACAAUCCAUCACAUAUAUUGGAGCAAUUUUCUGAAAAAGCCACAACGCGCAUGACUCCUUCCGAACUUACGCCAAAAAUAGCAGAAUAUCAAAGAACAUUAGCUGCACUCCAGGAAGAAACCAGAAAAGCAUUAGCUCAGCUUCAGAAAGUAACCGCUAAAGGAACUGAAGAAAGCGAAAAUAUCGAAAAAUUAAAACCUCAGGCCUUAGAUCCUUAUGCCGAUCUUGGUUCUACCGCAAAGAAGCGGACAAACAUAAACGAAACAAAAGAAAUAAUGCUUGACAAAAGUGCAGCUGAACAAUACAAAGAGGCUACUCGGGAUCCGUACUCUACUUUAGGUUCACCAGUAACAUCUCUUAUAAAACGACACAAAUUACCAUCUUAUGGAAUAAAAACAAAAACAUCCAAAAACAAUAAAAAAACUUCAAAGUUAAAAAAGUCCAAAGUUAAAACACUUAAUGGUGAGAUAAAACAAGACAUACCAUUAGCAUCAGGGAUUAGCUUAGUUAGACGCGAUAAAAAUGAUAUUUCAAAGGAAGUAACAGUUGAGGCUGCAGUAAAAGAUACAACUGAUAGCCUUCUAAAAGAUACUACUGCUGUUUCUAUACUUGCAGCCUUUCCACGUUUUAGUGAGGCUAUUGCAAAAAUAAGUCCGGAAACUCGAAGAAAAUUAUUACAACUUAAGCCGUUUCAGUUUAUAGCGAAGCUUGCAAAUAAAACUGCUUUUGAAAAUGAAAAAACAACUAUUACAAACACAAAUUCAGUAAAACCACCCAAUAAUGUUUCUGUUGUUGCAGAUCCUUACAAAGACAUAGGAACAAUUGUCAAUGUAAAUUCUGAAACACGUGGGUUUCACAAACAUACGUCUUACAAAUUCAACAAACGUACUAAAAUUGCAACAAGUAAACGUUCAGAUACGUAUGACCCUUAUGCCGACUUAGGUACUUCCAUUGGAUUAACACAGAAUGAAGCAAGAUUACAUACCAACGAAAAUAAUAAAAUUAAAGAAAAUGAUACCCUAAGUUUAGGUAGUGAAAAUGCUGUUAAACCGUCUAUCGCAACAAAUUUAUCACACGCUGUAGUUAAAGAGACUGAUUUAGCAUCAGUAAAAUCUCAGUAUAAUUUACCCACGAUGCAUUUAGUUUCUCAAAAAGAAUCUCAAAAAAAUAACGGAGAAUCAAAGCUAUCAAAUUCUGAUUCAUCUUUUCGAAAAAAGGAAUCUGAUCCUUAUGCAGAUCUGGGAACAUCAGGUAACAGUGGACCGAACCCAGCCGAAGUGAAACAUACCAUUAAAAAAGCACCAGAAAAGCCGCAGCAAGUUUUUGAAAAAAAUGUAGACACACAUCAUCAAAGCAGUAAUUCUUUGACAAACGAUACAUCAAAAGGUAUCAACGAGACGGUUUACUUAAAGGUGUUGCAAGAAAUCCAAAGAAAAAAGCAAGAUAAGUUGCAAGAAAUGGAGGAAGGAGAUUUGACGUCAAAAAAUGAUUUAGUAAAAUCUGAUAACACCCAAGAGAAUGAAUUAGCGGUCAUUUCUAAAUUAGAAAAAGAUAUCGCUUUAGAAAAACUGCGUGUAGAAGACGCACACGUGUCCGAUCCAUCAACACUACUUCAGAACGUCGGUCAAGAAAUUCAGGAUUCACCAAGUUCUUCGAAAAAAAGUAUUCAAGAAAGUUUGUUGGCAAAGUCACACCGAUUUAUUUUGUCAAAUAAGCAAGAAGAUUUUAAAAAGUCUAGACCAUUUACACGCAGUUCCCUCGAAAGACACGAAGAUAAAUCCAGUAAUGACGAAGUAAGUAGAAUAAAAUAUCUACAAAAUAGAAGACGAAAAAUUAGUGAUGACGAUAAAUUAAGCUUUACAUACAAAAAACCAUUAUACGAAUCUCAAAGUACAUUGAUUGAUCAGCCGCAAAGAAAAACAGCAGAGAACAUGCACACUUCUAGUAGUUCGUUUGAAAAACCUGAUAAACUUAAAACACAAUCUCACUCUUCGUUUUUAGAACGAAAAAAAGCACAAGAAGAUAUUUCCGAUAACGAAAUAGAAGAAAAUUAUUCAAAAAGAAAACUUUUUCUAAGUGAUGACAAUCCAAGAAGAGCAGACGAUAAAGAAAAGAUAAAUGGAAAGAAUUAUGAAGAACUCAACCUCCCGCAUCUCCCAAAAGAGUCAAGAAAGGUAGAGUUAGAAACUAAACAUUCAUCUGUAAGCACGGAAGCGGCAAACCAUGAAUCAUCUCUGGAAAGAUUUUUAGCAGAAGAUCAAAAAAAAUUAAACAAUCACGACGAAAAAGUUCAUGAAAUUACUAUCAAAAAGCAUGAUGAAAAUCGUAGAUGCUUACCUGCAAGUGCCGAAUUAGAAGCAAAAGAAUUACUCCACGCAAAGGAAGGAAAUGAAAAUCGGUUAUCUAAAGUAGAAGAAACCUCAAAAGCUAAUGACAUGUGCUUAUCGGUUAAAGAUAGUGAGACUGCAAUAAACGAGGGAUUAAAUUUCAUCAUCAACUCAACAGCAACAACAAAUAAAGUCGACAGACAUAACACGGAAAUUAAAACAACUGAAACACACGAUAACGUGGAUGCUUCAACGAUAUCAAAAAAAGUUGAAUUUGACCCAUAUGCAGAUCUUGGAACAGUUUCGACAAAAAGCACUAUUCAAGGUACAUCACAAAAUGAAAAAAAUUCAACAAUUAACAUUUAUGACCCUUACACAGACGUUGGUGGAAUCGUUGCAAAAUAAAAAUAAAAACUUGCAUGCAAGUUUAAGUCCAAGUACACAAAUUAUGCCUAACCACCCAGGUAAAUUCUUUUGAAAGAAAAAAGGUUCUAGACAAAUUGAACGAUAUAAGACAGUUGAAACCAAUAAAUGUUUAUUCUUCGAUAUUAACUGGAUGCCGUUUGAAUAACCCGUUGAAAUUAAAUUCAAGGCUGUUAACAGUUAUUAAAAAAUAAAAACGCAAGAUAUUUAGCGGACAUGACAUUAUAACAAAGUAAAAUAUAAAUAAGUAUCAUUUAUCAAUUUAUUUAAUAAAAUUCAGAAAAACAUAUUUCAGAUUUG